This is a messenger RNA of Saccostrea echinata, 979 nucleotides long. RefSeq names its product basement membrane-specific heparan sulfate proteoglycan core protein-like. The record is from RefSeq and is a predicted model, not a curated record. The transcript is spliced from 5 exons. Lineage: Eukaryota; Metazoa; Mollusca; Bivalvia; Ostreida; Ostreidae. The coding region runs from base 158 to 979 and encodes 273 amino acids.
ACUUCUGUGCUGAAGGCGGAGAGAGACUCCGAUGUUUUUCUUUAGGCGAAUGCACUAAAGAGAGAACGUUUGUUUUCUUCUUCACAGAGCAAGUCACGGAUCGUUAUUAGCCAAGAGUCCUCACGGUGGGGGAAAGUUUGCACCUCUUUUGCGGAGGAUGUCUGCUGCUAAGUCGCUACCCCACGGGCUGCUAAUAGGAUUAGUCUUUGUGUUGCUCAUUGUUCAGGGAACUGUGAAUGGGGAGUCUUCGGAAAAGGACUUUGAGUUUGAUGAUGUACAAGUUGUAGUCCAGAAGAGAUCUGUAGAAAAUACAUUGAAAGAUGAUGAGGAUUUUUUACAAGAUGAAGGUUCAGGUGACGUGGAGGGCAGUGGAACUGGAACCCUUGUGCCUCCAACAGUACCAGAAUUCUUCCGAGCUGUGAUAAACAUUACCAGCGAGUUUUACACAGAUGACCUUGGGGACCGUACAUCAGUGGCUUACAGGGAUUUGUCCGGUAAAGUUACCUCGGCCAUAGAACUUCUGUACGAGAAUGUUCCAGGACAGCAGACUAUUGUGGUGCUCGAAUUCAGCCCAGGAUCAUUAAUGGUGACAUUUGAUUUGGGAUCACAAGGAUUUAAUGAUCGUUCUGUGUUAUUUGAUACACUUAACAAUGCCCUACAGAGUGGAGUUAUUUCCCCUUUCAGUGUUAGUCCAGUUGGAUUUGAGUUCAGGCCCUUGCAAGGUAAGGUAUACAUGUGUUUCAGUCUCACUAAAAUGGCAGUGUUUGUCCAUCUUAUGUUGGAAGAGACCCAGAGCCGCUACCCAGAACUGGGGACAAUAGGGCCAAUUUUCUCAUCAACAAUAUCUUUCCCUGUCGUGGCUAUGUCAUUGGCUGGCAGUAUUAUAGAAUCAUUCCACGUUACUCAGGCUAUGUGGGAAUUUGGAGACAAACGGAUGACUAUAAAUUUACCCUCAUUGGAAAAACAGAGUUGCCGGUAA